CGGCUCCUCCUGGUCCCCCAGAGCCCACGUGCCCCACUCAUCAGGCUGGGCUGGGUCGACCAGGAGGCAGGGAGUGGUUUCCUUGGUUUCCUCUGGCCAGACCCUCAGGCAGGCACCGCCCCUAUGGGAGUGGCUGUUAGAGGUGCUGGCAGAGGAGGUGUGGGUUUUCUGGUUCAUUUUCAACGUCUAAAGACCAAAUCAGUCUCCUGAAAAUCACGUGCCCUCUCUCUUGCAUUGCGCCGUCACACCAUACGGGGAACGACCAGGGCGCCAGGUGGCUGUAAGCUAACGUGGCCGCUGGGGCUCCUGUCUGCGUGGAGCCCACAGCCUCCCGGGGGACCCAGCCGGUGCUCAGAUCAUCAGCCUCAGCCCUGGGGUCCGGCGAACCGUGUAUGCAGUGGAUCAUGGAGCGGGUCGGCUCAGGCCACCAGCCCCUUAGGUGAGGACAGUGCCUGGGGCUCAGCAGACAGUCCUGGAUCAUGGAGGCCGAGAGCGCGCCAGCCGGGAGACUUUCCUGUUGAGAGUCGUGGGCCCAGCUUGGCCGGCCGUCUUCAGGAGAGGCGCCGCCCCCACGGACCAGAGCUGGGGAGCUGCCGCUUCCGCGGAUGGGGAGGUGGGCCCUCGACGUGGCCUUCCUGUGGAGGGCGGUGUUGACGCUGGGGCUGGUCCUUCUCUACUACUGCUUCUCCAUCGGCAUCACCUUCUACAACAAGUGGCUGACCAAGAGCUUCCACUUCCCCCUGUUCAUGACGAUGCUGCACCUGGCCGUGAUCUUCCUGUUCUCCGCCCUGUCGCGGGCCCUGGUUCAAUGCUCCAGCCACAGGGCCCGCGUGGUGCUCAGCUGGACCGACUACCUCAGAAGAGUAGCUCCCACAGCACUGGCGACAGCGCUCGACGUGGGCUUGUCCAACUGGAGCUUCCUCUAUAUCACCGUCUCGCUGUACACAAUGACCAAGUCCUCGGCUGUCCUCUUCAUCCUGAUCUUCUCUCUGAUCUUCAAGCUGGAGGAGCUGCGAGCGGCGCUGGUCUUGGUGGUUCUCCUCAUCGCCGGAGGCCUCUUCAUGUUCACCUACAAGUCCACGCAGUUCAACGUCGAGGGCUUUGCCUUGGUGCUGGGUGCCUCGUUCAUCGGCGGCAUUCGCUGGACCCUCACCCAGAUGCUCCUGCAAAAGGCGGAACUUGGGCUCCAGAACCCCAUCGACACCAUGUUCCACCUGCAGCCACUCAUGUUUCUGGGGCUGUUCCCUCUCUUUGCUGUAUUUGAAGGUCUCCAUUUGUCCACAUCUGAGAAAAUCUUCCGUUUCCAGGACACCGGGCUGCUCCUGCGGGUUCUGGGGAGCCUCUUCCUUGGCGGGAUUCUCGCCUUUGGUUUGGGCUUCUCCGAGUUCCUCCUGGUCUCCAGAACCUCCAGCCUCACUCUCUCCAUUGCCGGCAUUUUUAAGGAAGUCUGCACUUUGCUGUUGGCAGCUCAUCUGCUGGGCGAUCAGAUCAGCCUCCUGAACUGGCUGGGCUUCGCCCUCUGCCUCUCGGGGAUAUCCCUGCACGUGGCCCUCAAAGCCCUGCACGCCCGAGGUGAUGGCGCCCCUAAGUCCCUGAAAGGGCUGGGCUCCAACCCCGACCUGGAGCUCCUGCUCCGGACCAGCCAGCCGGACGAGGAGGACAACGAGGAGGAGUACUUUGUGGCCCAGGGGCAGCAGUGACCAGCCAGGGCACCAGCUUAGAAGCAGGCCACUCCCCAACCUUAACACGCCUCGGCCGCUCCGGGACCCAGUAGCCUGUCGGGGGAGCAGGGGGCCCGGCGCCUCCCGGGCUGGGCCUCGGAGAGCACGUGACCGCGCGGUGGUGGUACCAGGGUAGGGAGCUGCUCAAAUGGGUGAGCCCCGGGCCGGCCUCUCGGAGCUGCCCGGGGCAGGGGCCCGAGCUGUGCUGGCGUCACAGCGGGCCAGGGGAGUGGGCUGUUCUCAGCCGCCCGCCAGGCCCCGGACGCCAGGAUGGUGAUUUGCAGUUCUGACGGGUUGCUAAGGGGACAGGGUGUGGACUGCAGAACGUUAGAAAUGGGGGAUGGAGACGCUGGGGCCUGGUCACCUGGAGAGCAGAGAUCUGCUCCCAGAGAGCAGAUCUAUUUAUAGUUUGGAAAUAAAGGGUUUCCGGUCCACUGGCCGCCUUGCCUUGCCUGGAGGUGUGGGGGCGGGAGGGGUGGCAUGGGCCUGGCCUCUCCCCUUCCCUCCCUGCCCACGUGGCCUUCUUCAGGUGACGGAGCCCCAGUGCCCUCUCGGGGCCCCUCCACACCUGCAGGCAGGAAAAUUUAAUAGGUACCGAGUAUCACAUUCUGGGGCCUUUGAUGCUCUCACAGCCUCAUCUGAACAUUGACUCUGUCACUAGCUGUGUGGCCUUAAGCAAAUUACUUAACCUCUCUGUACCACAGUUUUUUCAUCUGUGAAACGUGGAUAAUUACCUCGGAA
This is a messenger RNA of Sus scrofa (pig), 2462 nucleotides long. The record is from RefSeq and is a predicted model, not a curated record. NCBI's taxonomy places the organism in Eukaryota, Metazoa, Chordata, Mammalia, Artiodactyla, Suidae.